AUGAAGUUGCCCUCCAAGGUGAAGGAGAUACAGAGUCUGACGGGCAGAGCAGCGGCCCUCAACCGAUUCCUCUCGAGAUCAACCGACAAGUGCAAACCAUUCUUCAAAGCUUUAAAGAAAGGACAAAGAGACAAAUGGGACGAGAAGUGCGAAGCAGCUUUCCAGAAUCUGAAGACUUAUCUCACUUCACCUCUCCUGCUCUCAAAGCCAGUCCCUGGUGAGGACUUGUUCGUGUACCUGGACAGUGUCGAACUCAGCUGUCAGUUCAGCUCUCAUCCGAGAAGAGCUAGGGGCCCAACAUCCGAUAUUCUAAAUGUCAAAAGCUUUCCUCGAUGCAGAGACUCGCCACCCGAAAUUACCCUACUACCAAGCUCAUCGAGUCAUCGUUAUGACCGACUUUCCUUUAAGAUCAAUCAUCCACAGCCCUGA
This is a messenger RNA of Prunus persica (peach), 429 nucleotides long. RefSeq lists its product as uncharacterized. The transcript has a single exon. NCBI's taxonomy places the organism in Eukaryota, Viridiplantae, Streptophyta, Magnoliopsida, Rosales, Rosaceae. Bases 1 to 429 code for a protein of 142 amino acids. The record is from RefSeq and is a predicted model, not a curated record.